CGCUAGACACGUCACUCGGCAGCCUUGGAGCGGAAGUGACGCCACGGGAGCGUGUGACCAAUCGCGUGAGGCGGUGCGAGCUGUGCGAGCCGGGCGGGCGGUCGGUUGGCUCAGCAUGUCAGUGAGCAGGAGGAUGCCGCGCUGGCCGGCCGGUCACUGAGGGCCAUGUCUGUGCUGUACGCGCUGGCCUGGCGCCUCCUGCAGGCGGUGCUCUAUACCCACCGCGCCCUGCUGCUCGUCCUGCUCCGCUGCUGGAACUGGAGGCUGUGGCGGGCGGCUGCCGCGCUCCUCGUACCGGCUGACCUCGCUCUCUGGUACCGGCGGGGAGGGCGGCGAGACUGCGUCCGACGGUGCGACCAUCCCCGGCACUGCCGCUGCUCGGAGCCCGGCCAGCCGUGUGAGUGCCAGUACCUGCAGUGCGAGCGGCCAUUCACUGAGCGCGGCAGGAGCGACGUGUCCGGCCUGGCCAAGCUCCCCGUGCACAUGGCGCUGCUCAUCAGCGAGGAACACGAGAGCUACACGGACGUGGCCAACCUGGUGGUGUGGUGCAUGGCGGUGGGCAUCUCCUAUGUCAGUGUGUACGAUCACCAAGGUAACCAUAGCAACCCAGGGUAAGGUCAUGGGGCCCGUGACUGAUCGCUGGCAG
Molecule: messenger RNA, 646 nt
Organism: Pelobates cultripes (western spadefoot toad)
Lineage: Eukaryota; Metazoa; Chordata; Amphibia; Anura; Pelobatidae
Source: the annotation of a GenBank genome assembly